Molecule: messenger RNA, 1704 nt
Organism: Cuscuta campestris
Lineage: Eukaryota; Viridiplantae; Streptophyta; Magnoliopsida; Solanales; Convolvulaceae
Source: the annotation of a GenBank genome assembly
GCGUAAUGGGAAGAACUUAGGUGGAGGGAGGGAGUAUAAAUAUAUAUACCCGGUAUGUCUUUCUUUAGUUGAGAUUUUUGACUCAUUCAAUUAUAAAAAAAUUAAAACACAGAUGCAGCCCGCCGGCGGCUUGCCGUAUUACUACCCGAUGGCAAUACUGCUCGCCCUUUUUUUGUUCGCCUUGCUUUUCUUUUGUUAUUCCACAAUGAAGCCCACUCCCCGGAACUGGCCGGCGGUCGGAAUGUUGCCGGGGCUCCUCCGGAACGCCCACAGAAUCCACGAGUUCGCGACCGAUCUGGUGAAGGCCGGCGGCGGGACAUUCGUCCUCAAAGGCCCGGCGUUUUCCGACAUGGACAUGCUCGUCACCGCCGACCCGGCAAACAUCCACCACAUCCUCAGCAGAAACUUCUCCAAUUACCCAAAGGGCCCACAGUUCCGCAAAAUGUUCGAUAUUCUAGGCGACGGAAUCUUCAACGUCGAUUCCCACCUCUGGGAGCUUCACCGGAAAACCACUCUCUCCAUCUUCAACCACCCAAGGUUCUUCUCUCUCUUAGAGAAGAACAUGUGGCAAAAGGUCGAGAACGGACUUUUGCCCGUUCUCGACUUCUUUGUAGAGAAGAAAACCCAUUUCGACCUUCAAGAAAUCUUUCAACGGCUCACUUUCGACACCAUCUCCGCCAUUGUCCUCCAAGAGGACCCGACAAGCCUAAGCGUAGGCUUGCCGUAUAUUCCGGCGGAGAAAGCUUUCAACCUGGCGGUGGAAGCUCUCUUCUACCGGCAUGUCGUUCCAGAGAGCAUAUGGAGGCUGCAGAACUGGCUAGGAGUCGGUAAGGAGAAGAAACUCAACCAAGCACGUCGAGAUUUGGACGACUUCAUAUACUCCGCCAUAAGACGCAUGCGCGAGGACGACCGUAGUCAGGGAGUUAGCACUGAACUCCCUGACGACCGGACUCUCUUCGCGGCGUUCGGCAAAGCAUACGAGGAGCAAAAAUGGAUGAUGACCACGACCGGGUCAACGGAGUUCUUAAGGGACACAUUCCUGAGCCUAAUCUUCGCCGGAAGAGACACGACGAGCACCGCUCUGACGUGGCUCUUCUGGCUUCUCGCCAGAAACUCGCAGGUUCUGGCGAAAGUCCGACAGGAGAUCGAGGAGACCCUGAAUCCCGACAAACAAGAGAUGCUGAGGUUCUUCAAGGCGGAAGAAACGAAGAAGCUAGUGUACCUCCACGGGGCCCUCUGCGAGUCCCUCAGGCUCUUCCCUCCCGUGGCUCUGGAGCACAAGGUGGCAGCUGGGGAGGACGUCCUUCCCAGCGGCCACCGCGUGGGGCCCAACACGCGAGUCAUCCUCUCGUUCUACUCGACCGGGAGGAUGGCUGAGGCGUGGGGCGAGGACUGGGCGGAGUUCAAGCCGGAGAGGUGGGUGUGUGGGGGCGGGCGAACGAGGCACCAGCCGUCGUACAAGUUCCCGGCGUUCAACGCGGGGCCGAGGACUUGUCUGGGGAAGGAGAUGUCGUUCGUGCAGAUGAAAAUGGUGGCGGCGAAGAUGUUGCACGACUACGAGUUUCGCGUGGUGGAUCCUUCCUCCGUCUCCACCAGUGAUUUGAUCAUUCUUCAAGCUAAGCACGGUCUCAUAGUCCAAUUCACCCACCGUAGAAAAUAAAUGUUUCUCAUUAAUAAUAAUAAUAAUAAUAAUUGUUUCUAUUA